Messenger RNA from Pelobates fuscus (common spadefoot toad), 806 nucleotides. RefSeq names its product transmembrane protein 216 (gene TMEM216). Gene Ontology annotation, biological process: non-motile cilium assembly. The transcript has 6 exons. Lineage: Eukaryota; Metazoa; Chordata; Amphibia; Anura; Pelobatidae. The coding region runs from base 154 to 591 and encodes 145 amino acids. The record is from RefSeq and is a predicted model, not a curated record. Gene Ontology annotation, cellular component: ciliary transition zone.
CAGCUGGCAGUGCAUUGUGGGAGCUCUGUAUUGAUGUGAACUCAUUGCUGCCCGGGUUAUGAUGGAACUGUGACAUUGUAUCUCAGGCAUUCUAGUCACGUGAUCGGAGCGGUAUCCAGGAAGUGACGUCACAGGCGUCCUUGGAGCAACAACAUGGCGCCUAAAGGGAGAAGACGUGGAGUUGUUCUUUCCUCUACCCCUCUAGAAAUCCUCUUCUUCCUAAAUGGAUGGUACUGCGCUUCCUACUUUCUUAUUGAAGCCCUUAUGUUCCUAUAUAAAGGGCUGAUUUUACCUUAUCCUACAUCUAACCUGGUUCUAGAAGUGGUGAUGCUGGCCCUUUACCUUGGAAUUGAAGUAGCAAGGUUAAUUUUAGGUUGUCGAGGUAACCUCUGUGAGCGCAAGCUGCCCCUGGUGGUGAGUGUGGGUCUAACUAUUCCAGCUGCUUUGCUUGCCCUCUAUUUCCUUCUGCUUCAGACCUACGCUCUGCGGCUGGAGACUGUACUGAGCUGCAUCCUCCUUGUGUUCUACGGUCUGGAGGUCAUACUGAGUGUAACGGCUUUGGUCACAUUCUGCAGGGACCCGUCGUACUGAGUAUUUGAAGAUCAGGAUGUCUCUUCCGGCCUCCUGGAAAUCCUUCUGUUUGCUGUGCAAAUGGUACGAGCCCAUGGUUUCUCCCUGAGCUCUUACUCCGUAUGCUGUGAAGCUGUUUCUCACUUUCUUCACCUGUCUGUGUGUUAUCAGAGGUGGAUAUUGAUUUCAUUUCAAUCAUGUGUAUAAUGAAUUCUGAUAAUGGUCAAUAAAAUCCU